Molecule: messenger RNA, 1541 nt
Organism: Dendronephthya gigantea
Lineage: Eukaryota; Metazoa; Cnidaria; Anthozoa; Malacalcyonacea; Nephtheidae
Exons: 2
Coding region: 1-1137 (378 amino acids)
Source: RefSeq, a predicted model, not a curated record
AUGCAUAUUCAACACUGUUUUUUGAUCUACUUGUUGGAAAGUCUCCACCACUUUGCUGUGCAUUCCGCUUGCGAGCUUACACCACAAGUGAAGUUUCCUAACGGAAAACAAGAAAAUAGUCGCUUGGAAGGCCUGGUGCUAAGCACCACGUCAGGAACAGCUUUGGAAUGUUUUGGAAAAUGUGUCCGAAAUUGUCAUUGUAAGUCAAUCAACGUCUGCGGGACGACGUGCGAAUUAAAUUCUGGCAAUCAACGCGACAAAACGCCGAGUAACGACCAAGGCUGUACCUAUUACGAGCUGUCAUUUGAGAGUCAAAACUCGGGUACAACAGGAGGAAGCUGCACUCAAAAACAAAGCUGUUCGUGCGCAGGUAACCCAUGCAUGAACGGAGGAACUUGCGUUGAGCAAUGUCCAACUGCAUCAGGCAAACGGCAUCGUUGUAGUUGCCCAAAACAUCUUGGAAUUAGAGGUGAACGUUGUGAAGAUCUCCCAAAAAGCUGUAGAUCCAUAUAUGAUGCAAAUCCUGGAAGUCAAUCUGGAGUGUACACAUUGUACGAUGAUCUAAACCAAGCUUUUCGGUCUUUUUGCGACUUCACAUUGGUUGAUGGUAAAGUGUGGACCUUGGUCCAGUCAUUUUCAAGGGGGAAUCGGGUUUAUUACAAGAAAAAACAAUUAUUUAUUAAUAACCCAAGAUCGCAAGCAAAUCCUGCUUUUAACGAUUUUCGCCUUCCUAAGGCAACAUUUACUAGUAUCCAGAAGAACUCGACCCACUUUCGAAUAACAUGCAACUAUGAUCCGCAUACGUUCGCCGAUACGAUCGAUUAUGUCCGUCUAAAAACUAGCACGGUCGACUUUUUAACCUAUAAUAGCGACCAUGUUACUGAUAAGUGCAUUUUGGUGGAAUACUUGAACAUCCGUGGUGGAUCAUGUACUGACUGUACAGUGGCCAUAAUGCAGACCUCGGUAUACAACAUCUACACAAGCGUAUAUGUAAAUUCAAAUUACGGCUGCGACUGGCAAUACCCCAAUGGGCAUGCCACGUGUGAGGAAAAUCUCGGGGGUUACGACUGUUAUAAUAAUAAUUACAGAUGCUCCUCGUCUUCAACAUCAACCUCUAAUACCUGGUAUGGAUCUUAGCGUGCUUCUUAGUAUAUUUUCAUUAUCGAAGGACGUUUGAAUUAUUAUUUCUCAUUUGUUUAAAGACACGAUAAUUUUAUUUCAAAUAUAAUAAAACUUUUCACUUGAAGCAAAUAAUAACAUGUUGCACCGUAUCACAAGGAGCUGGUAGAUCAAUUAUUGCACUGAAAAAUUCCACGAAAAGCGGCGUACAAUCCACUCCAAGUCAAAGCCUGAUGUAUUAAUUGCCUGCAUGGUAUAAAUAUUGCUAUGUUACACACCCUUUGUUGUAUAUAUAUUUUAUUCAUGUAUCUUUCAAAAAAUUCCAAUACUUAUUGAUAGCACUUACCAUAUUUAAUCUUAUAUACAUGCAUGACUAAGAAAAAAAGGAGAUAUUUGCCGUAGCAAAUAAUAAGUUCAUUGCU